Misgurnus anguillicaudatus (oriental weatherfish) is the source of this 942-nucleotide messenger RNA. RefSeq names its product transmembrane protein 88 a (gene tmem88a). Lineage: Eukaryota; Metazoa; Chordata; Actinopteri; Cypriniformes; Cobitidae. Gene Ontology annotation, molecular function: PDZ domain binding. Gene Ontology annotation, cellular component: plasma membrane. The record is from RefSeq and is a predicted model, not a curated record.
GAGAGAGGUGAAUUUAAAGAAUGUUCCAUUAGAGUUCAGUUCAGUUUUACCCAAACACUGCUGCUAUUCAACUGCAUUUAAAGAGAUGAGAAAUCUCACAUAAGACUUUAUGUACUUGAUUCAGACUGAAGGAUUCAUCUGUGUUUCUUUAAGGACGUAAGGGACGUUUUGAACUUUUUUACAGAAGGUGAUUUUGGAGAGAACGGACAAUUAGCUCGAUUUGUCUGAAAAGAAAAACUGGAUUUACGUCCGAUUUCACCCACGUGGAUUACACCCGAAGGGCCGAUGAAUGGCAAGAUGAGUCUUUCCCGUAACGGGACCCUGGAGAAACCUGUCGCCCAGCAGCCACCCUCUGAACGGGGGGAGCCUGAAUCCCCUCACCCUCGUCUUCACACUGGCUCCAUCUCCUCAAGCACUCCAGUAAAUGCCUCCAGCUCAGGGGUGGUGGUUCCUCCUCCAUACUCGAUAGCAGGCAGUGCUGUGAAUGAUCCUCCUCUGGAGCUGAGAGGCUCUUUGGACUGUUGGGCUUGUUCGGUUCUGGUGACGGCUCAGAAUCUGAUCAUCGCUACGGUCAACAUCGGUCUGGCUGGAAUUGUCUUUGGAGUCAUCCUCUUGCCGUCACUUGUCAUGGUUGUUUUUGGCUUCCUUUGCCAUUCGACGGUUCAGCGGCAUGGCAAUUCCACCUACUGUUCAGAUCUCUUGGAUGAUGGAGGCUGUGUGGCUUUGCUGGUUGUGGGCUUUCUACUGCUGGCACCACUUCUGGUUCUAGCACUCGCCGCUUACUGCAGGAUGGCACGACACCUCCAGCUGGGCCUUUGCUUUAUCCCCUACAGUCGAGCCGUCUACAAGAACCUCCCUGCAUCACGUCAUCGAGGCUUAGGGGGCUGCUGUGGCCAGCAGGGGUCAGGAGAGAGCGAUGGAAAGGGAAGUGUUUGGGUCUGA